AUGAUUAAGAAACCAAGAAUUGAUUCUCUCACCAAUGGAGAAAGAGUAGAAAGUGAAGUUUCCAGAGGAUUUGGAAAGUAUGCCAAUAUUGGACCAAUUACACCAAACAUCUGUGUUACUUUCACUGGUUCAGUUACAAGAAACCCGUUGACUAUUUACAUGCUGCAACAAGAAUUCAGCAAGAAUAGAGAUUAUGCUUCUCCUGAUUAUUACACAACUGCUAUCACACUUCCAGUUGGUCAUAAUGUUGAAGCCAAAUUCUGUACCAAUGAAACCUACUUUAACGAAGUUGGUCAGCUCAAACAAGAAUUGGAUUUUGCCUUCUUGUCAGAAAUUCCAGAAACUGUAAGUGAAUUUGUAUUGACUUCUUCCAUUAGCACUGGAGGUAAUACUGCAGGUACUGUUGUUGGUGUACUUUUUGCUCUUGGUAUUGUGUAUGUUAUUUGUGGUGGUUUGAUCACUGCUGGUAUUAUCUAUUGGAAAAAGAAGAGAGUCAAUUAUGACACCAUCACUGAAUAA
Messenger RNA from Naegleria gruberi, 519 nucleotides. RefSeq lists its product as uncharacterized. Bases 1 to 519 code for a protein of 172 amino acids. The record is from RefSeq and is a predicted model, not a curated record. The transcript has a single exon. NCBI's taxonomy places the organism in Eukaryota, Heterolobosea, Eutetramitea, Acrasida, Naegleriidae.